Messenger RNA from Lactuca virosa, 723 nucleotides. The record is from the annotation of a GenBank genome assembly. Lineage: Eukaryota; Viridiplantae; Streptophyta; Magnoliopsida; Asterales; Asteraceae.
UUCCUGCGUUAUAAACACACGCGAUCAGUUAACAGUUAACACGUAUGAGAUAAGGAAAGAAGUCGUCGGAAGUUGAAAACUUAAUUAGGUCUAGAAACUUCACCGGCCGGGAGAGAAAUAAUGGGGCGGAGGAAGCUCGAAAUAAAGCGGAUCGAAGAUAAGAGUAGCAGGCUAGUGACGUUUUCGAAGCGAAGAACGGGAUUAAUUGAGAAAGCACGGCAGCUUUCCGUGCUCUGCGACGUCGAUGUCGCCGUCAUCAUAUUCUCCGCCCGCGGCAAGCUGUAUGAAUUCAGCAGCGGCUAUACUGCUAACAGUGUGGAGCAUAUUCUUGCUAGGUAUGAAGCAGAAGGCAGGAGCAUGAAAGGAGAUGGCCAAGAUUCAGAACUUCCAUUGAAGUGCACAAAAUUCAGAACAUGUAAAGAGCUUCUACAAAUGGUGGACAGGCUUGUUGAAGAGAAUAAUAAUAAUAACAAGGAGCUCUCUUUGGUUGAGAUGACACAACUUGAAGAAGAACUUGAUGCUGCUCUUAUGCAAACAAGGUCAAGAAAGACACAGUUGAUGAUGGAGUACGCAUCCACCCUCCAACAACAGGAAAAGGAUUUAAUCAAAGAAAAGGAAGAAAUCGUACAGCAGAUUGCAUCAGCGGAGCGUGUGUUUGGGAUUGGGGGUGGAGGUCUGAACACGACCCUUCAAUUAACCAGAUGGAUUCGCCGCAACAUCUGA